AUGGCGCGUUUCGCCCUCUUCCUCUUCCUCCUCUUCUUCUUCUCCUUCUUCUUCUCGCUGCUGCUGUGCAAAGGCGCGCGGACCGAGGAGGACAGGCACGCGGCGGCGGCGGCGGCAGCGGCGGCGGCGGCGGACAGCAGCAGCGCGUGCCAGCUGAAGACCGUGACCGUGUCCACGCUGCCCGCGCUCAGGGACAACGAGUUCAGCUUCAGCGCUGCUCCAGGCUCGGGCAGCGCGAGCGCAGGUUCAGGGGGGGAGUCCCGGCUGCUGCUGCUGGUCAGGACGGACGUCCCGGGCCACAUCUCUGUACUGGACGACCUGGACAACACGGCGCUGCCCUACUUCACCCUGGAAAUGUCAGGCACUAGUGCGGAUAUCUCCCAAGUGCACUGGAAGCAGCAGUGGCUGGAGAACGGCACUCUUUUCUUCCACGUGUCCAUGAGCAAUCCGGAGCAGCUGGCCCAGGCCACACAGCCCACAGUGCGAGAACCUGCUCAGGGCCUACAUGAGCACAUGCACCUGCUGCACAUCUCCGUCAUGGGUGGCUUGAUUGCUCUCCUCCUCCUGAUCCUCCUCUUCACCCUGGUGCUGUACACUCGUCAGCGCUGGUGCCGGCGCCGCCGGGCUCCGCAGAAAAGCGCCAGCACCGAGGCCACCCACGAGAUCCACUACAUACCCUCUGUCCUGCUGGGACCCCCACAGACUCGGGAUGGCUUCAGGGGUCCACGGCCCCACCAGCACACCUCUGUCAUUGGCAUGCCCAUCCGUGAGACCCCCAUCCUGGACGACUGCGACUGUGAGGAUGAAGACCAGCCAGGGCAGCUACUGGACGGAAAGGCCCAGCUGGAGGAGGACUUCAGCAGCCAGGGCACACGCAGCGUGGACAGCCUGGGGAAAGGUGGAGGAGAGUUCAAUCAUAAACACAGCCUGGACAACAGAGUGAUGGACCCAAAGCAGGAGACAGUGGAGGCUCUGAUGCAGAGGUUUAAAGAGAGUUUCCGCACCAACACCACCAUGGAGAUCACACACUUCCAAAACGUCACUCACAGCUCCUCCACCGGCCGCAAACGAGAACCGAUUCACAACCGAGCUCCUUCAACAGGUGGUGUCUUUGGACGUCAGGUAGAUGCUGGAUUAGAGGUGGAUGAUGAGAAUCAGAUGAAAUUCUACACAGAACACAGAGGGCGCCGCCGCAGCAAAGGUUGUCCACAGAGCCCGAUGAGUAAGGCCACUCUGACGCUGAUCACCGUGAGCACAUGUGUGUUGGCCGUAGUCUAUGGCUCGCAGACCACCUGCCCGCUCACCGUUAAGAUCACCCUCCACGUCCCUGAGCACUUCAUCGCUGACGGGAGCAGUUUCGUUGUCAGCAUGGGCAGUUAUCUGGAUGUGUCGAACUGGCUGAACCCAGCGAAGCUGACCCUCUAUUACCAAAACAACUCAACUUCUCAGUGGGUCAGAGAUUACUGUGGUCAGCGGACCACUGAACCCUGCGAACAGCUGUGUGACCAGGACACCGGUGAAUGCAGCUGUUUGGAGGGUUACUCUCCUGACCCGGAACACAAACACCUCUGUGUCCGCACUGACUGGGGCCGCAACGAAGGGCCGUGGCCAUACUCAAAUCUGGAGAAGGGUUACGACCUGGUCACAGGAGAGCAGGCACCAGAGAAGAUCUUCAGGUCAUCCUACAGCCUGGGCCAAGGCCUUUGGCUGCCGGUCAGCAAGAGCUUUGUGGUGCCGCCGGUUGAGCUGUCCAUCAACCCUAUCGCCAGCUGCAAGACGGACGUGCUGGUCACAGAGGAUCCGGGGGAAGUCCGGGAGGAGGCCAUGAUGUCCACUUACUUUGAGACGGUGGAUGAUUUGCUGGCUUCAUUCGGGCCAGUGAGGGACUGCUCCAAAGACAACGGCGGCUGCAGGAAAAACUUCAAGUGUGUUUCAGACAGACGGGUGGACUCCACAGGCUGCAUGUGCCCUGAGGGCUUGCGGCCCAUGAAGGAUGGCUCAGGUUGCUAUGACUACUCUCUGGGCACGGACUGCACGGACGGUUUUAACGGCGGUUGUGAACAGCUCUGCCUCCAGCAGUUGGUGCCCCUGCCGGAUGAUCCGACGUCCAGCAACGUGCUCAUGUUCUGCGGGUGUGUGCAGGAGUACAAGCUGGCAGCAGAUGGCCGCUCCUGCCUCCUCCUGGCUGAUAACUGCGAAGGGCCCAAGUGCCCACGCCAGGACACGCGCUUCAACGACACGCUCUUCAGCGAAAUGCUGCACGGCUACAACAACAAGACCCAACAGGUCAACUUGGGACAAGUCUUCCAGAUGACCUUCCGGGAUAACAACUUCAUCAAGGACUUCCCUCAGCUGGCGGACGGACUGAUGGUCAUCCCCCUGCCAGUGGAAGAGCAGUGUAGAGGAGUGCUGUCUGAACCAAUGCCCAACCUGCAACUCCUCACAGGAGAUGCCCAGUUCAGUGAGGGGAUGGGGUAUCCCAUGGUGCAGCAGUGGCGGGUCCGCAGCAACCUCUACAAGGUUAAACUCAGUGCCAUCACACUGUCUACAGGCUUCUCUAAGGUCCUGAAGGCCAUGACGGCAGACAGCACUCGAGAUGAACUGCUCUCCUUCAUCCAGCAGUACGGCAGCCAUUACAUCUCUGAGGCUCUGUACGGCUCCGAGCUCACCUGCAACAUCUACUUCCCCAGCAAGAAGACCCAGCAGCAGCUCUGGCUCCAGUAUCAGAAAGAGGCGACAGAUCAGGGCAGCCGACGGGAGCUGAAGGCCGUCCCGUUCAUCAGCUACCUGUCUGACCUGCUGAAGUCCCAACUCCUGUCAGAUGACCUGGUGUCCGGCGUGGAGAUCCGCUGCCAGGAGAAGGGCGUGUGUCCCACAGCGUGUCACCUAUGCAGGCAGGCAGGCCGAGAGAGCCCUAGCCCCACCCCUGUCCUGCUGGAGGUCAGCCGCAUAGUGCCCCUCUACAGCCUGGUGCAGGACAAUGUCACCAAAGAGGCCUUCAAGAGCGCCGCCAUGAGCUCAUAUUGGUGCGCUGGCAAAGGCGAUGUCAUCGACAACUGGUGCCGCUGCGACCUGAGUGCUUUCGGCAAAGACGGCCUGCCCAACUGCAGCCCCCUGAGGCAGCCUGUGAUGAGGUUGGCUCCUCACUUUGAGCCAUCUAGCACAGUGGUGGGUUUGGAGUGGGUGGAUGUGGAGCCUCUGAUUGGCUACAAGGUGGCAGAUUACAUCAUUCAGCACAAGCGUAUUGAGGACCCGUCAGAGGCAGAAAUCUACACAGGAGAGGUGCUGAGUCUGGUGGAUGACUUGUUCUCAGGCUUGGGUUCCUCAUGUGUGGUGCCAGGAAGAAGAAGUGGAGAACAUCCUCACUCAGCUAUCUACUCACUGAUCUUCAAGUGCCUGGAGCCUGAUAGCCUCUACAAGUUCACUCUCUAUGCUGUGGAUAGCCGUGGUAGCCGGUCAGACUCUACCUAUGUGACCGUGCGCACCUCCUGCCCGAUGGUGGACGACAGCAGAGCAGAAGAGGUAGCAGACAAAGUGUACAACCUGUACAAUGGCUACACCAGCGGCAAGGAGCAGCAGACGGCCUACAACACACUGAUGGAGAUUUCACCGCCCAUGCUGUACCGCGUGCAGCACCAUUACAACUCGCACUACGAGAAGUUCGGGGACUUCGUUUGGAGGAGUGAGGACGAACUGGGACCCAGAAAAGCCCACCUGAUCCUGAGGCGUGUUGACCGGAUCAGCCUGCUCUGCCGCUCUCUGCUGCGGAGCGGCUACAUCCAGAGCCGGACGGAGAGCGUGCCGUAUGUGAUGUGCCGAAGCGAGGAGGUGCGGCCGGCAGGCAGCGUGUGGCACAACUCGCUGCAUGACACACGGCUGGCCUGCGUGGAGAAACUGCUGUCCGUCCAGCGCAACAUAUAUGGCAAGUCCAAACUGCGGUGA
Colossoma macropomum (tambaqui) is the source of this 3942-nucleotide messenger RNA. RefSeq names its product astrotactin-2-like. Lineage: Eukaryota; Metazoa; Chordata; Actinopteri; Characiformes; Serrasalmidae. The coding region runs from base 1 to 3942 and encodes 1313 amino acids. Gene Ontology annotation, biological process: neuron cell-cell adhesion; neuron migration. The record is from RefSeq and is a predicted model, not a curated record. The transcript has 24 exons.